Molecule: messenger RNA, 5177 nt
Organism: Saccostrea echinata
Lineage: Eukaryota; Metazoa; Mollusca; Bivalvia; Ostreida; Ostreidae
Product: dipeptidyl peptidase 9-like
Exons: 18
Coding region: 180-2750 (856 amino acids)
Biological process (GO): proteolysis
Molecular function (GO): dipeptidyl-peptidase activity; serine-type peptidase activity
Source: RefSeq, a predicted model, not a curated record
UGUCGGUAAAAGUCGAGAAAGAAAGAAGUUUGUCAGAAUUGACAGGAGAUGAAUAAAUUAACGUUGUGUAUGCAGUCUGGUUGAAUUGAAUGUUGGUUAGAAGUCCGUCAAAGAAGAGCAGAAUCAUGAAACUAAGUCAGUGACCUUCAGAAGACAACAACAAGUGAUCCUUUGUGGCCAUGGCAACUGAGAUACCUCCUGACCUCUCAGAGGUUGUGACCUCUGGGACAACAGGUCAAAUUUCCAGCUUCUGUCCACAGUCUUGGAGAUCACUGCACCAAAAUGUGAUUGAGCGCCGGAAACUCAUCACCAUGCUUGCGAGUCGAGUCCCUGGUUCAUUUCAUUUCCGCACACAAACUACGCCAAAUGACACCAAGACAAGACUGUACUUUUUAGGCAUGACUUCAAAGGGACGUGAGAAUACCUUACUGUAUGUAGACCUUCCUUCAACUACUCCAGAAGUGGCCAGUGUUCUCCCUCAGUGGCCACUGUUAGAAUCAUUCUCGGCCAGUCUUCCAACGUCCCAGCUCUCUCGGGAGGAACAACUGAUGAGGGAGAGGAAGAGGAUGGGUACUUACGGAAUCACAUCAUAUGAGCUGAUAGAGUGGCAGGGAAAGUUUGUGUUUCCAGCCUCCAACUCCCUGUACACCUGUGUGGAUGUGGAUAUCACGACCACAGAUCCUGUGUAUCCUGUCAACAUAGGGACCCGGGUCGAGGGGGCCAGAUUGGACCCAAAAGUCUGCCCCACCAAUACCCAGCUCCUCGCGUUUAUCAACCAGAGUGACAUCUGGGUCACCAACUUAGAAAACGGAGAGGAGUGUCGACUCACAUUCACCAAGAAAGGAAGUGGUAAUUUGGAGGAGGAGCCUCUGUCGGCGGGUGUGCCGUCAUUUGUUGUACAGGAAGAGUUUGACAGAUACACUAGUUACUGGUGGAGCCCCGCCCCCUUACAGGGUCACGACCCUGAUAUCUCUGACCAGUCAGACUCCUCCUACUGUUUACUGUACGAGGAGGUGGAUGAAGGAGAUGUGGAAAUUCUGAAUAUUUUUUCUCCAUCAGUGGAAGGGAGAAAUGUGGAUCAGUAUCGAUACCCCAGGGCAGGAACUCCCAAUGCUAAAAGUGUUCUAAAGCUAGUCAAGUUUUCUCUGGGUCCUUCAGGCAAGUUUGGGCAAGUCCAGCAUUACCAGCUGUAUGAACCACUGCUGACAUUUUUCCCGUGGAUGGAGUACAUGGUUAGGGCAGGCUGGACCCCUGAUGCUAAACAUGUGUACGCAGAAUUGCUGGAUCGAGAGCAGAAACACUUGAGUGUUGUCUUGAUUCCAGUCGAUUUUUUUGUCCCAGUUCAGAAUUUCGGAGAUGAGGACAUGAACGUAGACUCUGUCAGGAAGACUGUUCCUUCACUCAGUGUUAUAUAUGAAGAAAAUUCUGAUAUUUGGGUCAAUACUCAUGAUAUUUUGCAUUUUUUACCUCACUCUGUGCCGACGGAGGUUAAAUUCCUGUGGGCAUCAGAGAAGUCGGGCUUCCGUCAUUUGUACCGCGUCAAGUCAAAGUUAGAAAGCUGUGAUAAACAACUCUGUGCCAUGGAUCUCCUCGAAGAGGGUCAAGAUGGACACUGUAAAGCCAAUGUGAUACAAGAAGAAAUGCUUACCUCAGGGGAUUGGGAAGUCAACGGAAAACAGAUCUGGGUGGAUGAGGAGAGAGAAAUUGUUUAUUUCAUUGGUCUAAAGGACAACGUACUGGAAACACACCUGUAUGCAGUGUCCUAUACCAGACCCUCAGAACCGGUCCGACUGACCGCCCUAGGCUAUUCCCACUCUGUGUCUUUCAACUCUGAUUGUCUGUCGUUCGUGAGCGUGUACAGCUCUGUCAGUGAGACUACUUCCUGUGCUGUGUAUAGGAUUCUCCAUGACAACGGUCCGAUCCGAACAAGGACGUGGGGGAUUAUAAUGCCUCCAAUAGCAUGCCCAGAUUAUCAUGCUCCGGAACUCUUCUGCUAUCAGAGUGACUCGGGAUUUGUACACCAUGGCUUGUUUUUCCAUCCCCACGGUGAGGAGGGGGGUAAGAAAUACCCCACAGUCCUGAUGGUGUAUGGAGGCCCUCAAGUUCAACAGGUUACCAACAGCUUUAAAGGAAUUAGGUUUUUGCGUCACCAUGCUCUUGCCUCCAAUGGUUAUGCUGUUGUUGUGAUUGAUGGGAGAGGUUCUUGUGGGCGGGGCUUAAAGUUUGAGUCCCACAUCAAAGACAGACUAGGUACAGUAGAGAUAGAGGACCAGAUUGAGGGGCUUCAGUUCCUGUCCUCGGCGGGGUUCUGUGUGGACAUGGACAGGGUGGGGAUACAUGGCUGGUCCUAUGGAGGUUACCUGUCUCUGCUGGGCAUAGCUCAGAGACCUGAUGUCUUCAAGGUGGGGAUAGCUGGGGCACCUGUUGUUAACUGGCAGCUGUAUGACACAGGAUACACGGAGAGGUACCUGAACGUUCCCUCCCGAAAUGAGGCCGGCUAUAGACAGGGAUCUGUCCUGAGUCAUGUAGACAAGUUCCCAGAUGAGGAAAACCGGAUUUUAAUUAUCCAUGGAUUAAUUGAUGAGAAUGUCCAUUUUCAUCAUACCAGUGCCUUAAUUACAGCCCUAGUUAAAGCUUGUAAACCAUACAGAUUACAGAUUUACCCAAAUGAACGACAUGGAAUUCGUAAUCAUGAAGCAAGUGAACACUACAAGACAAUGAUUCUUAGCUUUCUACAAAAUCAUUUAUGAAUGAGACUACAUACACACUUUUAUAUAUACAUCUACAUUAAAUUCAAUGACUUAAGAUGUUAAACUCAACAAUGCAACAAUGCAAGAGAAUGAGGAAUUUUCUCCAAAAAAAUAAACCAAAGAUGGAGAGAAGAGUUGAUGAAUUGAUGAAUUCUAUGGAAUUGUUUUAUCAUGUUUUUUUCAUCAUCCAUAUGAUUGCUUACAUGUUAAGCAUCAUAGUUUACUUAGUCUGUGGACUAGACUUGGAACUGGACUAACCAUAUUUAAUCUUGAGCUUGAAGAUUGAGUUAUAUAUUGCUCUGUUUUUUUUUCAAUUUUAUGUUUAACUUUAGCUAAAAGAAAGUUCAUGUGAAAAAGGUAAAAGUGAAAUAUGUUGGUGUAAGAGAUAUGAGGGAUUUUGUCAUGUGGUUGUGUCAGAUUUUACAAAACAUGAUUUUGAACAAUCUUUAGUUUUGAUCUGUAUUUCAGUAUGAUUUUCUCAAUCUGUGUACCUCUGCUCUUUUACUAGAUAUGUUAAAAAAAUCUUCCCAAAUUCAUUAUACAUACCAGCUGAGACCAUUUGCUAAUAUACCCAUCUCUCACUCCCUGCACUGCUUGAAUGAUUUAAAUCUUUCUUUAACAAGGAAGAGCUUUAGAUCUCUCUAGAAUGUACAUGUAUAUGUGACUCGGUAUUAAUACUUUCACUUGAGUCAAAGAUAAUUUUUAUGCACAUCUUGAAAAAUGGGUCAUAAUACUUUGCACCUGUCAGACAGUAUGUUGGUAUGUUGGUCAGUAGACCAUGUGUUGUCCUCUCAGUAUAUUGAGAACCCUUUGCUUGAUAGACAACAAACUGGAUACAGUGGUACCCCAUGAAGAAUAGAUGACCCUCAGUCUUAGUAUUAUGUUUGCCCCUGACUAAGGCAUGAUUAAUUGUUUGUCACUAUUAUUUCUGACAUUCUUAAUUUAAAUGAUAUUGCUACAUGGGGGGCAUAUAUGUUACCCAAACUGUUUCUUGUUUAGAACUUCCUUCUUUGUUGUUUGCUAUACGGGUACCAUUGGUGUGUUUCAUGAAGCAAAAUAUAGCUUAUUAAGUAUACUUCUAAUAUGUUGUAUUUCCUGCACAAUUCUUCUUAGAUUUAUUUAUUGAACAUACAAGUCUAAACAAGGAACAUAUGAAGUAGCUUUAUUUUUGCACCUCCUUGUGUUGAAUUCUUAUUCAAGAGUAUUUUCCUAUCAGAAAAAAGACACUUUUUUCAAUUUUGGUUGUGACACAAACAAUUCCAUGAAAUGCUUCAAAGUCAAUUUUCUCUUCCUGAUUUAAGAUCUUUGUCUGAUUUCUGUUUCACUUAUGUGUCAUACCUAAUCCAAGUCACGAAAGUGUUGACUCCACCUUCAAUAAAAGUGGGAUUUAAAAAUAUAUGGGUCUUACUCAUACAACUUGCUUACACUAGUUAUUGAUUGCUGUCUAACCAGUGUGAUUUCUUGUAUAAAAUUGUAGAUGCAGAAAUAUUCAUCUUAAGGUCAGACAACACGUUCCUCGAAAAUAUAUAAUUUUUCCCAAGAAUUUGACACUGAAGUAUUGCUACUUAAACAAGUUUCCUCACCAAAAAUUGAGGUACCUUACCAGGCAUUUGGGCAAGGUACCAGAGGGUGAUAUUUCCUAUAUAAUCCAUAUAGGUAAUCUUUUGAAUUGCCAAUGUUACAAUUUUUGGUGUACUUAUUUUUUGAAACAUGUUGAAAACAAUUUAGAAAUCACAAGAGAAUGACAAUUAUGAAUAAUUUUUGAUAUAAUUCCAAAAUAUAGAAAACAUAUAAUUGAGUAACAUGUCGUCUCCUUAAGCUAAGGACAAGACUAGAGAUAUAGGAAAAAAUGCAGUAGUUCUUUGAAAAUGCCUUUCUUUACUCCAUCAGAUAAAGCUUGCAAACUUUUUAUUUGAUUACAAUAAGAUUUGAACCCUUAACUUAAAUUGUAAAAUUAAUACCACGUGGGUCUAGAGUUCCAGAUCCACAUGAUUUGUUUGACAAUCAUUUUAUACUCAGAAUAGUGCCAAGGGCAUCCGAGGUUAAUUUUAUUAUUUAAUUAAGUAAUUGCAAUACAUACAACAGCAAAAAUAUGGAUGAUGCAUGAUGAUCCUUGCUUUUUUGUGUAUUCAUUUAGAUUCAGUAGAUAAAUAACAUACAAUGCAUCAUUUGUUCCUGUUCCGUAGCUUUAUUAACUGAGAUAAAAAGAAGUUCCUGGUUGCUUUAGGGCUUUGUAAUUCCCAGUCAGUAUUACAGAGGAUUUUGAAUGCGUCAUCACUUUAGUUGAGUGUGUAUGAUAAGUAGAUCUUAUGAAGCACACACUCGGAUUUCUUCUUUCUAGAUUUGAAGAGAACCCAAAAUUGUCACGCUUUCAAGCAGGUCAUCGUUUUUUAAUCCCUAUAACUUUUUUUUAAUUAGACACGCAUU